GCAUUCCAGGAAUUCAUACUGUGAUCUGCAGCUCCAGAGUCUCCAGAACUUUUCCAUUGUUUCUGUUGGAAGCAAAGCCUAGAGUCCUGUUUUAAUACCAUGACCAACUUAAAACCAAAGAGGUUUUAUUUUUAUAAUUUGCCUCCAGGUUACAGACAGCUCUUGGCGAGUUUACAAAGAAGAUUUGAAAUUAUGCCUAAGAAGCUUAACAGUAUUUUUUACCAUCAGGUACAUUCAGAGUCAUUUUAUGUGUAAAAGAAAUCUGUAGGAGACAUAUAGCGUAUUAUGUUCAUAAAAAUCAACUGUUAGAGCAUCUUACUGCUUCGGAUUUCUCCCUUUCAAACACUGUGGACCAAUGGGCUAAGACCCCAAGUAGCCUGUUCACCCACUGACACCUUGGCCAUUUGUAAGGCCACUUCUGAUCAUCUGAUAAACACAGCCCGGUGUGUAACCUUUGACCUUUGCGGAAGCCUUUCUGGUUGCAGUGUCUGACGCACUGGUCUUAUUGUUUCCCGGUUGUCCUGCCAUUGACUUUUGAUGACUUCCGGGAUUUUGAAAGCAUACGUUAAGGAUAUGGAAAUUACUGAAAUGAACCCUAAAUUCAUUGUGGAAAAUUUAGUUUUAUAUGUUUCCAGCUUCUCUGUACUCGUCACAUCAACUGCAGAAUGUCAAAACCACCACCAGUAGAAAACGCAGCUGAGGCCCAGCUCUGACCACAUGACAUCAUCCUGGCCGUUCUUGAAGCUCUCAGCUCUGAUUCCCUUUCCUUGAUCUGUUAGAGAGCUUGUUUUUUUCCCUUUUCUUUUUUUAAUCCUAUAAAAAUUCAUUAGCAUGAACUUCAUGCUUUUCCCCCAGUUGAGCUUUUCAUUUGCUUUCAGAACUCUGACUUCGCUCUCAAAACCAGACGCCUCUAGGGCUGAAAUCAGUGCCACGCUGGCCUACUUUCACGGAAAUCACCCUCACCUUGCACACAUUCAAAGAGGGAAGAAAAAACCCCAGGAAAAUAAAAACAAAGGAAACAAAACUGAAGACAUACAACUGAAGACAAGUGAACCAGAUUCCACCUCUGCAAACAUGAGAGAUUCCGCAGAAGGUGCCAGAGAGCAGAACGAGAAGCCCCCCGCAUCCCUCGAGCAGACGGCUGUUCCCCAGGAGGCGGCUGCUCAGGACGCACUUCCAGAACUAGCGACCCUGCCACCUGCCUGCGAGCCGCAGACGGGACCCGCUGAGAAGCUGGAGGCCACAAGCUGCGAGGGGAGCACCCUGGAAGAGGGGCCUGAAGAGGAGGAGGAGGAGGAGCUGGAAGACGAGGGGGAGGAGGAAGCCGACACACCCGACGGAAGCUCCGCGAAAGAGCCGGAAAUACGGUGCGAUGAGAAGCUAGAAGAUUUAUUAGAAGAACCAAAAGAUAUUUCAAAAGAAACUCUCGAGGACUCGCCAGUGGUAACACUUGUUACUGAAAUCCCCAAAACUAAGGAAGAGGCCAAUGGUGAUGUAUUUGAAACAUUGAUGUUUCCGUGUCAGCAUUGUGAAAGGAAGUUUACGACCAAACAGGGGCUGGAGCGUCACAUGCACAUCCACAUCUCGACAGUGAACCAUGCCUUCAAAUGCAAGUACUGUGGGAAAGCGUUCGGCACCCAGAUCAACAGGCGGAGGCAUGAGCGUCGCCAUGAGGCGGGCUUAAAGCGGAAGCCCAGCCUAACACUACAGCCGUCAGAAGGCCCAGCUGAUGGCAAAGCAUCUGGAGACAGUGUCUCUCCAAAAGACGACUCAAACUCUCCCAGUCUUGGGCAAGACUGUCUGUCCUUGAGUACGGAGAAAGCUUCCCAAGAAACAGUAAACUCUUCUGUUGUAGAAGAGAAUGGAGAGGUUAAAGAGCUUCAUCCAUGCAAAUACUGUAAGAAGGUGUUUGGAACUCAUACUAAUAUGAGACGGCAUCAGCGUCGAGUUCACGAACGCCAUCUGAUUCCCAAAGGUGUGCGGAGAAAAGGCGGCCUCCUGGGGGAGCCGCAGCCACCAGCCGAGCAGGCCCAGCCUGCCCAGAAUGUCUACGUGCCCAGCACAGAACCAGAGGAGGAGGGGGAGGCAGACGAUGUCUACAUCAUGGACAUUUCCAGCAAUAUCUCGGAGAACUUAAAUUACUACAUUGAUGGUAAAAUUCAGACCAGCAGCAGCACUAGUAACUGUGACGUGAUUGAGAUGGAGUCCAGUUCAGCGGACUUGUAUGGCAUAAACUGUCUGCUUACUCCAGUCACAGUGGAAAUUACUCAAAAUAUCAAGGCCACACAGGUCCCCAUAGCAGACGAUCUUCCUAAAGAGCCUUCCAGCAGCACAAACAGUGAGUCCAAGAAACGGAGAACUGCUAGUCCUCCUGUGUUCCCCAAGAUCAAAGCUGAAGCGGAGUCUGAGCCCAUAGCACCCUCGUGCUCCCUAAGCCUGCCUCUUAGCAUAUCCACCUCAGAGGCAGGGACUUUCCACAAAGAGAAGGGCGUGUACUUGUCAUCAAAACUCAAGCAGCUUCUUCAAACCCAGGACAAACUGACUCCUUCCGCCGGGAUUGCAGCAGCAGAGGUCCCUAAGUUAGGUCCUGUCUGUGUGUCUGCUCCUGCGUCCAUGCUGCCCGUGACCUCGAGUAGGUUUAAGCGACGGACCAGCUCCCCUCCCAGUUCUCCCCAGCACAGCCCUGCCCUUCGAGACUUCGGGAAGCAAAGCGAUGGUAAAGCAGUGUGGACUGAUACAGUUCUGAGCUCCAAAAAGCCCAAGUUAGAAAGUCAUAGCAACUCCCCGGCCUGGAGUUUGUCUGGGAGAGAUGAGAGGGAAGCCGUGAGCCCACCAUGCUUUGACGAAUUCAAGGCGUCCAAAGAGUGGGCCGCCACUCCCACUUUCAGCACUGUGUGCAACCAGCAGCCGCUGGAUUUGUCCAGCGGAGUCAAGCAGAAGGCUGAGGGUACCAGCAAGCCUCCUGUGCAGUGGGAGUCUGUGUUAGAUCUCAGUGUGCAUAAAAAGCCAGGCAGUGACGUGGAAGGCAAAGAAUCCAAAGACAGCCAUGUGGCGCAGCCAGCCGGCAAUGCUGUCAGGAAGAAGAAACCGACCACCUGCGUGCUGCAGAAGGUCCUCCUCAAUGAGUACAAUGGCGUUGGUGCACCCGUGGGGAACUCGGCCCAUGUGGCCAGGAGCCCGAGCCCUUGCAAACCCCUGGAUCCCCAGGCAGAGGCUGACUUGGGUCCUGAUGCGAGUUUAUCUGCCCCUGCUGCUGAGUCCCCACCAGAUGUUUCUCCUUCAUCUCCGGCCCUCCAGACACCCUCUCUUUCUUCUGGGCAGCUGCCUCCUCUCUUGAUGCCAACACACCCCUCGUCCCCUCCGCCCUGUCCUCCUGUGCUGACCGUGGCCACCCCUCCUCCUCCCCUCCUUCCUACUAUACCUCUCCCAGCCCCGUCUUCAGGGGCUUCCCCUCGUCCAUGCCCCUCCCCACUCUCGAAUGCUACCGCACAGUCCCCACUCCCCAUUCUUUCUCCCACAGUGUCUCCCCCGCCGUCCCCCAUUCCUUCCGAGGAGCCUCUUGUGUCUGCCGCCUCUCCUGGGCCUCCAACCCUCUCGUCUUCCUCUUCCUCUCCCUCCUCCUCCUUCUCCUCCUCCUCCUCCUCCUCCCCCUCCCCGCCACCCCUCUCCGCGGUGUCUUCCGUCGUCUCCUCCGGGGAUAAUCUGGAAACCUCUCUCCCCGGGAUAACCUUCAAGCAGGAGGAACUAGAGAAUGAAGAGCUGAAGCCCAGGGGAGAAGCCCAGCCUGCACUGGAGCAGGCUGUUGUUCAGGAAACAUUCAACAAGAACUUUGUCUGCAAUGUCUGUGAAUCACCCUUCCUUUCCAUUAAAGAUCUAACCAAACAUUUAUCAGUUCAUGCUGAAGAAUGGCCCUUCAAAUGUGAAUUCUGUGUGCAGCUUUUUAAAGCUAAAACUGAUUUGUCAGAUCAUCGCUUUUUGCUUCAUGGAGUUGGGAAUAUCUUUGUGUGUUCAGUUUGUAAAAAAGAAUUUGCUUUUUUGUGCAAUUUGCAGCAGCACCAGCGAGAUCUGCACCCGGAUAAGGUGUGCACACACCAUGAGUUUGAAAGUGGCACCCUGAGGCCGCAGAACUUCACAGAUCCCAGCAAGGCCCACGCAGAGCACAUGCACAGUUUGCCAGAAGAUCCUUUAGACACGGCGAAAGAGGAGGAGGAGCUAAACGAUUCCUCUGAAGAGCUUUACACAACCAUAAAAAUAAUGGCUUCUGGAAUAAAGACGAAAGAUCCAGAUGUUCGAUUGGGUCUCAAUCAGCAUUACCCAAGCUUUAAACCGCCCCCAUUUCAGUACCAUCACCGAAACCCCAUGGGCAUCGGGGUGACGGCCACCAGCUUCACCACACACAACAUUCCACAGACUUUUAGCACUGCCAUUCGCUGUACAAAGUGUGGCAAAGGUGUGGACAACAUGCCCGAGUUACACAAACAUAUCCUGGCGUGUGCUUCCGCCAGCGACAAGAAGAGGUACACCCCUAAAAAAAACCCAGUACCGUUGAAGCAAACUGUGCAACCCAAAAAUGGGGUGGUAGUUUUGGAGAACUCUGGGAAAAAUGCCUUCAGACGAAUGGGACAACCCAAAAGACUGAACUUUAGUGUCGAGCUCAGCAAAAUGUCCCCAAAUAAGCUCAAAUUAAAUGCAUUGAAGAAAAAAAAUCAGCUUGUCCAGAAAGCAAUCCUGCAAAAAAACAAAUCUGCCAAGCAGAAGGCUGACUUAAAAAGUGCUUCAGAGUCCUCCUCGCACAUCUGCCCAUACUGCCACAGGGAGUUCACGUACAUCGGAAGCCUGAACAAGCACGCUGCUUUCAGCUGCCCCAAAAAACCGCUUUCUCCUUCCAAAAGAAAAGUUUCCCACUCAUCCAAGAAAGGUGGGCACGCAUCACCUGCAAGUAGUGACAGACACAGCAGCAGCAGCCACCGCAGACGGACUGCGGAUGCGGAGAUUAAAAUGCAAAGCACACAGGCUCCUUUGGGCAAGACCAGAGCCCGCAGCUCAGGCCCCGCACAGGUCCCACUGCCCUCCCCGUCCUUCAGGUCCAAGCAGAAUGUCAAAUUCACAGCUUCGGGGAAGUCCAGAAAACCAAGCUCCUCUCUAAGGAACUCAAGCCCCAUAAGAAUGGCCAAAAUAACUCACGUUGAGGGGAAAAAACCCAAAGCUGUGGCCAAGAAUCAUUCUGCUCAGCUUUCGAGCAAGACGGCUCGCAGCCUGCACGUGAGGGUGCAGAAAAGCAAAGCUGUCCUACAAAGCAAAUCUGCUCUGGCUGGUAAGAAAAGAACAGACCGGUUCAGUGUAAAGUCUAGAGAACGGAGUGGAGGGCCCGUCACCCGAAGCCUCCAGCUGGCAGCUGCUGCCGACCUGGGCGAAGGCAGGAGAGAGGACAGCAGCGGCAAGCAGGAGCUGAAGGACUUCAGGAACUUCCUGUAGAAAAACCCCCACACAAAACAAACCUUAAUUGACUAAAUAAAGGUAAUGCAUGCUCAACUUAGGAUAAGCACUACGACAAAGGACACGAAGUCUGCCAAGCUUGCAAGACCAGCUGAAGCUCUCAAAAAUCCUAACACUCAGCUGAUUGCCGCAGGCUUCUUGUUGCCCGGGUUAGGCACCCGCCGCUUCGCUGGUGCCUGGCUCGUGCUGGGCCCCCAGUUAUUGAGAUGCAAGAGGGUGCUGUAAGACGGGCUGGACGGACUGGCUCGCCGUCGCCGUCGCGGGACUGGUAACUCAGAUGGGAGUGUGGCCCUGGUUCUUGGCACAUAGCAGAGGAAGGAGUGAUUUGAACUUAACCUUGCAAAGCAAGUUCUCUGUUUUAUCAGUAGGUUAUUAAUAGAUUUCAGGGAUGACAAAUUCUAAUGCACUCGUUUUAAGAUGUUUUGGUCACACCAGCUCUUGAUGCCUUUCUUUUAAGUUAAUUAUAGACCGAGAGGCGUUUAGCUUCUCUCUUAGCCUGUUUUUUUACCGCAAGCAGAUUGCCUGCGUAAUGGAGAGGAAACCAGAUUGGAUACGACUCCUUUUCUAUGCCUCUUCCAGUUCCAUGUGUGUCUGUCCAGAUGGGCAUCCUCUCAAAUAAUUCUGUGGCACUAAUUUAUAACUAUGUUACUGGAGACUGUGUAGCAAUAUCCCAAUGCCCAGGAUGCAUCACAGGCCUGUGAAGGUGUGUGUCCGCACGAGAGUAAGAAUGAAUCUACGUACCAGGUUUACACUUCAGUCUCUGAUGGAGAUUUUAAAACUUCCGAUGGCCUCUUCCUGAGUAUGUCGCUUCUCCGUGCAUUGUAUGUGCUUUCACCCUAUAAUUACUAGUCGGUGGGAAGUGGCUCGGGUAGUCACAGUUUUUGUUGUUGUUCUCAACUUUAAAAGUCAUCUACCUCUUGAAAUUUGUAGGCGAAGACUUGUUUGGUGAGUUUGUGCCACUUUAACCCUUUCACUGUCAUUCCCAUUUUGUUACAUUUCUUUUCUGGGGACUUUUUGUGUUGAAAUAUUGUAUAAAGCAUUUGUAGCAGUUUAAAAAUAAAAUAUUUAAAAUUAUUUAAAUUGUUUUGGACACUUCAAUUGUAUUACAUGUGAUCUGCAUUUUACAUUUGUUUGAGUUGUUAAUCUGGAGAGUUCUUGUACUGGAGCUUCUGUUAGCUAUUUUAUUGUUUCUUGUUGGAGAGUUAUGAUAUAAAAGACUAUUCUAAUGAAAACAUUAAAAUUUACAAUUUGACAUACAAAAGGGACUGUCUGUUGAUUUUAACCAAUGUAGCCUUUUAAGAGAGAAAGAGAUGGAUUGUAGAGAGUUACGAGUGCUGUUUACUAUCUGUCCCCUUCCAGCAUGAACCGAAUCACUUGAGCUUGUCAGAUGUACAAAAGUUUUCUAUGCUUUUGCUAGCAAGCACUUAAUAACUAGGGGAACUUUAAAUGAUACAUUUUAUAUAAUUGUAACCAAUAAAAACUUUCUAAAA
Miniopterus natalensis is the source of this 6986-nucleotide messenger RNA. The record is from RefSeq and is a predicted model, not a curated record. NCBI's taxonomy places the organism in Eukaryota, Metazoa, Chordata, Mammalia, Chiroptera, Miniopteridae.